Molecule: messenger RNA, 1845 nt
Organism: Hirsutella rhossiliensis
Lineage: Eukaryota; Fungi; Ascomycota; Sordariomycetes; Hypocreales; Ophiocordycipitaceae
Exons: 4
Coding region: 1-1845 (614 amino acids)
Source: RefSeq, a predicted model, not a curated record
AUGUCGAGCUUCUUCCAGUUCACGCAGGGCACCGAGUCGCACCACGUCCGGCCCUCGGACUCGUCGCCCCUCCUCGGCCGCUUCCGCGCCGUACCUCCGCGCCCGGGGCUAGGACAGAAUCGCUACGGCCAGCUGGGUCGUUUCGGCGACCGGCUCGCGGCCAACGGCGGCGGGAGGGGCAGCGUGCAUGUCGGGUACGGGGCCCUGGUUGCCGCCGAGCUCGAGGCCGCCCAGCAGGAGGAGGAAGAGGAGGAACACGACGACGACACCGACGACGACGGGCCGCCGCCAUGGAAGCGGCUGUGGCGGGCAUACGCUCUGGACCUGUGGGUGGCUCCCCGGCACUCGGCCGUCAGGAAGGUGGUUGAUGUGUGGUGGAGUCGGUAUGGGCUGCUGGUGCUUCUGCCUGCGAUUCUGGCCGUCGCCUGGUGCUCUGUGCCGUUCCCCCAGUACCCCUUGAAAGACCAAGGCAAUGGGAUCGUCGGCGACCCCAAUGGAGAGCCGCACGAGGGACACAAGACGCCUGGCCAUGGAGAGGCGCGGGUGCGCGUCAACUUUUGGUUCUUCCUCUUUGUCUACUACGGCUUCUACAACCUGACGGCCCUGAUAUGGAUCACAAAGGUCUUUAACUUGUACAGCCUAAACUGGUGGCCGCAGUCGCUCGGCUUCCCCCUGACUGUGUCCCUCAUCGCCGUCGUAUCCCUGGCCGUGCCCAUCCCCCUCUACUUCAGGCCCGAGACGCGGUUCCUGACGAUCCACAACACGGCAUGGAUAACGUGGACCUUCUUCACCAUGGCCAUGCCCGUCGCCAUUGCCUUCAUGAUCCUGCUGACGAAUGAGCGACACAUGAGCCUGCGCCACUCGCUGUCGGAGACGCAGCGCAUCUUCACCUCGUCGUGGUGGACCGGCGAGCCCGACGCAGCCCCUGGGCGAGACUACCGGAGGCGGCGCUACAACGGCGACAACAGCCUGGAGCCGCGGAUGCACGCACCGCUGCCGGCGCGGCCGCAGGGGAGGCGCAGGUGGCUGCCGGCAAGCUUUGUUCGCUUCCUGUGGUUCUGCGUGGCGCUGUCGGUGGGCCUGAUGGCGUAUGUCAUCGGCGAGGCCUAUGCCGAAAUGUACCUGCGCACGCUGCCGCACAACAGUCUGGAGACGGUCGUGUACGUCUACGGCUGGGUGGUGACGGUGCAUCUGCUCGACGCCCUGACGGGCUGGGUGCUGGGCAUCCGCGAGGGCGAGCGAGUCGGGAGUUAUCCCCUGAGCUGGGUCUUCAAGCUGUACUUCAUGUUGACGUACCAGAUGUACGUGCGGGCGCUGUAUGCACGGCUGCGUUCGCCGUCGCAGUUCAUCAUCCUCCAGGUGCUGUCGUCGACGGGGCUGGUUGUGAUGACGCCGCUGAUGAUGACGCGGGCCUUUCACCGAGCGCUGACGCUGCUGGGGCUUAACGGGCAGAGCUACGGCUCGUACCAGAAGCUGCAGACGCGCAAUGUCUUCAUCCGGUUCCUGGCCGAGAACGCGUCCAUGGCAGCCUUUCUGGGCAGCAUCGCGGUGCUGCACUUUGGCGCCAACAAGGACGUGUACCCGUACUUUGCCUUUGACGACGCCGACGAGCCGUACGACUUUCGGCUGACGUUUUUGGCCUCGUCGGUGACGUGGGCGUGCGAGCUCGUGGCCAGCUUGGCGGUGCGCGGCCUCAUCCGCCUCUGCUUCGGCGUCGACGUCGGACUCGAGGGCAAGCUGGACCUGGCCGUGUGGCCGGAGCUGCUGCCGACGAGCGUGACGGUGACGCUGCAUGUGCUGCAGAAUAUGAUUUUUUCCAUUAUACGACUGCAGUUUUACGAGUGA